AAUAUUCCAUGUAACUUCGUAAAAUAUAUGGUUGGAAGCGCACCAGGUACAGCAGUUUUAAUCGGUCCUAGUGGGAGUAGUUGGUACAUUGACACAAUUCUGGUCGAAAAUGAUUUAUUCUUCAGUGACGGGUGGGCCGAUUUUGUUAGAGAUCACUUUCUUGAACAGGGUGAUGCUAUUGUUUUUAGAUAUGAUGGGGACUUGCAGUUUGCGGUACAAAUUUUUGAUCAGAGUAUGUGCGAGAAGGAAACCGCAUUUACUGCUGUAAGCAGCCAGGAUUUAAGUAAAUGUGGCAUUGAUUUUAUGAAGAAAAGGGAAAGGGAAAGACCAGAAGUCUUAGAUCGCCCCGUUGAAGGUGUUCCAAAGAAAAUGAGAUGCUCUCAAAUGCAAUGCAAGAGCACUUGCACUGAUCAUGUAAAUGGCACGAAUGCAGUCAAUAAUGCAAAAGAAUGGAUGCGGCAAGAGGAUGAAAAUAUUAACUUAGAAAAUGAUGUUACAAUUGCUUUUCCUCUUACUGCAAUUCCUCAUGAGAACCCUGGUAAUGUUGAUAACCCAUGGAGUAGAGCCAAUAUGCUGUUGUCAGCAGCAGAAGCUGACAGAAUAGCCCGAUCAUUUCGAUCUUCUUUCCCAAACUUUUUAAAAGUCAUGAAAAGAUUCAACAUAAGUGGUUCUUAUACUCUGAACGUACCUUAUCAGUUUGCGACAGAACACCUCCCCAAGUGCAAAGUGAGGAUCGUGCUUCGUAAUUUAAAAGGAGAUUGUUGGACAGUAAAUUCAAUUCCUACUACAAGAGUCCAAACAUCACAUACUUUCUGUGGUGGCUGGUUGAGCUUUGUUCGUGAUAAUAGCAUUGAUAUUGGUGAUAUAUGUAUUUUUGAGCUCGUGAGCACGUGUGAGCUGCAAGUGAGAAUUAUUAGAGUAGGAAAAGGUGGAGUAGAUAUUCAGGAUGGUGAGGCAGCUAAUGGAGGGAAUAACAAUGGUUCUGCAAAUAUUAAAACUUCCAAACGCAAACUGAAGAACAUAAGUGGAAGUGUCAAUAAGAGUUCUGCUCUGGCCUCUCAAUCAAAUAAUUGCAUUGUGGAAUCAGGGGCUCAAAGAUUUGGUUCUUUUGACAAACAAGGUUCUCAAACUAAAGGCUGUAUGUCUAUGAAGUCAGUACCUGAAGAGAAAAUGGCUGCUCAAUAUUUUGUAUCAAGUUUUCCUCACUUUGUGAGAGUUAUGAAGAAGUUCAAUAUCAGUGGUUCUUACACCCUUAAAAUUCCUUAUCAGUUUUCAACAGAACAUCUGCCUAACUGCAAAACGGAGAUUAUUCUUCGUAAUCUGAAUGGGCAGUGCUGGGCCGUAAAUUCUAUCCCCACUAUGAAGGGAAGUUCAGUUUUGAGCUUACUAUCCAGACUCAACUCUCUGAAUAACAAGAAAAAAGAGCUUGUACUUGUUGUACUGGAAGUUCAACGAGGGAAUGGCAAGUAG
Molecule: messenger RNA, 1470 nt
Organism: Striga hermonthica
Lineage: Eukaryota; Viridiplantae; Streptophyta; Magnoliopsida; Lamiales; Orobanchaceae
Source: the annotation of a GenBank genome assembly